AUGAAUGAAAUUUUCCCUACUUCUUUCGCUUUUGCUUAUUUCUUCUUUCUUUCUUCCUCUUCCGGAUCCCACCGCCUCAUCUCUCUUCCUCCACUCAGAGUGCUACAAACUAAGAGAUUCCCCAGUUCAAUUAUGAAGUUCUUCAAGGUGACUUUCAGUUGUUCGACGUCUACACCACAGACGAUUUGCGAUUUGCAGUGAAAUUUGAAAGUGAGUUUGAUGAUGCACACCAAGUGCUCGAUGAAAUGUUACAACCAAAUGUUAAUGUUUCCUACAUCUGUUGUACUCUGUGAAUGCAAGGAUUUCCAAGCACUAUGAUCUUGUCGAUCUAUUACUGUGUCCCUGGUAAAUAUGUGGAAUUGAGAUAAAGCAUUGGUGGUUUUCAGUGCUGAUUGGAGAUGUGUUGUUGACAACCUUUUAACCAAAAAGAGGUGCUGCAAAGGCUUCAACAAUUAAACUAUAUACUCAAUCAUCAACUACACAUGAUUCUCUCCAAACGAAUCCUUUUGAAUGAGGGUAAAACGGUAAUUAGUUUGCUAUUUUAUAAAUACAUCAAAUUUUAUUUCUUUUUAACUACAAUGUAUAAGCCACUAACAAUGAUGUGUUCUUGAUUUUUAAGGUUUUUUUUUAUUAUUUUUUUUUGUUGAUGCUUCCUGUUACACGUCGACAACACUGUCCUGUAAAGCAAUCACAAACUUAUCUGACCUUAUUCAUUCUCCCCUUGGGCAAUUACCACUAACCAUUGAAGACCGUAUGCAAACAUUCUCAAGAUACAGGAACAAGAAAACAAAGAGGAAUUUUGGCAGAAAAAUCAAGUAUGCUUGCACAAAGGCUUUGGGGGACAGUCCGCAUACAAGGAUUUUGCUAAGAGGUACUUGACUGGCAAAUCCCUUAACAGAAGUAUUCCAGCAUGGAUCAAUAGUGGAGAUACUGCAUAAUGGAGCAGUAUGAUAGAAGACACAAUGACUCUAGGAGCCGAAGCCCUGGCGUGGAUGGACAAUGUGGGCGUUCGAUAAAAUCGAUGACGAUCAACUUUUUUUCUAUUGAUGAGCUGGUGGGACAGAAAAUGAAGAGAAUGGUAAAAUUGUCCAAAUGAUGAGAAAACCAACUAUAAACCUCUCCAUUCCCUAAGAUCAAAGUAGGAUGCCUUAAUAUGAGCAUUUGAGAAGUACAAUGCAAUAUUUUAGUUUCAGAAUUUUUUUUUAAAAAACAAAUCUUUUUAGUAUUCUAAAGUUUAUUGUUAUUAUUAUAGUAAUGAACUAUUAAGAAGGGGAAGGUCAUUGUUAUUUUAAGGGGUUUGUUUGUUAAUCUCACAGAUUUCUUUUUGUAAAGUUUAUGUUGAAGGGUGUUGAAACAAAAAAAAGCAGAUG
Messenger RNA from Lactuca virosa, 1370 nucleotides. Lineage: Eukaryota; Viridiplantae; Streptophyta; Magnoliopsida; Asterales; Asteraceae. The record is from the annotation of a GenBank genome assembly.